Molecule: messenger RNA, 1557 nt
Organism: Durusdinium trenchii
Lineage: Eukaryota; Dinophyceae; Suessiales; Symbiodiniaceae
Source: the annotation of a GenBank genome assembly
AUGUCGAACGUGAAUGCACGCACGCUCAAUCAUGUUGAGCAGAUCACCCAGUUCCUCAACAGCUCGAAGAAGAAUCUGAGCAAGGAACGGUACGAAGACCUCCAGCAAAAGCAAGCUGAGAGUAUGGUAGAGCGAUUCAUGAACACGGGUGUUGAGAUGGACAUGGUUGGUCAGCUGUCAGACUUGAUCUCCAAGGGGCCUUGGACUUCGAAGCAGAAAGAAGACCUUCAGCUGGCGGUCAGUGAGGCCAUCGACAAGGACAUGCCAGGGAAGUCCCAGCAGCGCCGGCCGAACCAAACAUGCCGGCACUUCAACCCCUACUUCUCGAGGCAGGACUGCGAAGUUUUGGCCGAUCAGAGCACGAGCUUCGUGGACAAGUUGGACCGUAUCUCAGUCCGGGCAGUCAAGAUCGGCCUGCAUUUGCCAUCAGAGGAAACCAUUCGCGAGAUGGUCCGAGCGGGCACAGACGAGGGCUUGGUGCUGCCCGGUGAGAAGAAGGCCAAGCUCCAGGCGGUCAGGCAAUUCAAGACGUUCCUCAGGCAGAGAGUGCGGCGGCUGCCUAAAGUUCCAGUGUUACAAACCCUCCCGCAGACGCCUGAGGAGCUUGUGAACUUCAAGGACGCCUACGCGGACGAUCCUCCUGCAGGGAGGGUGAGAACCGAUCGGCAGAACGCCGACAUCUACCUGAGAGGCUCGCGAGCAGAGGCAUCGUCGUCCUCAUCCGCACAGCCGGCGCAGCAGGGCGCUGAUGCACUCCGGUUCUUGGGCCAAAUGCUGCAGGAUGCUCUGUUUGGAGGCCAAAGAAACCAUGGGGCUGAUAAUUUGCAGAACUUUCACAUAGUGAAACCCCGGCAAAAGCGGCUAAGCAACGGCAGCUCUACCCAGGUGGAGGGUGACACCCCACCGAAAGCGCUGUGCGAUGUUCCAGAAGAUUCAGAGUUGAAGGAGACUCCAGACAAGACGUCAGCCCUUCCACAGAAUACGUCGACGUCAGCCCCUGCAGAGAAGCCACCGGCGUCAGCCCCUCCAGAGAAGCCACCGGCGUCAGCCCCUGCAGAGAAGCCACCGGCAAGUGCACUGACUCCACUGACACCCAGCGCGGCAGCAGUUGCCGUGCAGAAUGCUCUGCAGACACGGAGCCGCAAGAGGGCGGCGCAAAGUGAGGAAGACAGUGAUGGGCAAGAUGCACCUACCAAAAAGAGGCCCUCCACGAAGGCAAAGCCGAAGAAGAGUGUCGUGAAAAAAGACAAAAAAGUCGAGCCGAAGAAGAGUGUCGUGAAAAAAGACAAAAAAGUCGAGCCAAAGGAGAGUGUCGUGAAACAAAACAAACAAGUCGGGAAGCCGGUGGAGGCUAAGGCUGCGAGGCCGCCGAUGAUGGAGGAAGGCCAGAGCACCGUGAUGUUCUUGGAGGGGAAGCUGCACCGCAACUCCGGUGGCUUCAGAGCAUUCGCUCACAAGAACGACCGGUCAGACCGCAAGUUCAGCUUCAAGACCCGGUCGCCGGAGGAGGCCUGGGAGGCUGCGCUGACGUGGAUCGAGGGGAACCAGCGCCCGAAA